Molecule: messenger RNA, 669 nt
Organism: Trypanosoma cruzi
Lineage: Eukaryota; Euglenozoa; Kinetoplastea; Trypanosomatida; Trypanosomatidae
Product: mucin TcMUCII, putative
Exons: 1
Coding region: 1-669 (222 amino acids)
Source: RefSeq, a predicted model, not a curated record
AUGAUGACGUGCCGUCUGCUGUGCGCCCUGUUGGUGCUUGCCCUGUGCUGCUGCCCGUCCGUGUGCGUGACAGCAACUGGUGAAAAACAAGAAGGGGCCAACGGUUCAACGGCUGCUCAGCCACCGGAAGUAGGUGUUCCAGGACCCAAUGGGACAGCGCCCCUAAGUCAGCCCAGUACUGUACAGACACAAGGUGAAAUCCUCACAUCACAAGGAUCAAGUGCGGGAGCCGAUACCGGAAGAAGUACAGGUGAGGCGGCUGAUACGCCAGAGAAUUCAGGUCCAACAAUUCCGGUGUCUGAUACAGAACAGGGACAGGAUGGAUCCGGUGGGUCAGGGAGUUCAGAUACAACAAGUUCGGAGUCCAUUCCAAUACAGGAACAGCAACCAAGUGGGUCGAAUAGCCCGGCAGCAGCAUCAAGUUCCGUGACCGCGCCUGUAUCGGCACAAAGUGAGAAGGAAAAUGCGCCAACAACAACAACAACAACCACGAAUACGACAAAAGCACCAACUGCCACCACCACUACGACUACAGAGGCGCCAACUACAACGACCACUCGCGCACCGUCACUUCUUCGCGAAAGCGACGGCAGCCUCAGCAGCUCUGCGUGGGUGUGUGCCCCGCUGCUGCUCGCCGUAUCCGCGCUGGCGUACACCACUCUGGGCUGA